GAUAAUAUAUUAUUGGUUUUAAACAGAAUGCUGUGUAAACAAACAAGAAAUUGCUGAAAUUAAAUAAUAAUAUAUUAACACGGCCGUUUUCCGAACAGCUUUCAUACAAGUUACUCUAGAUUUUAAUAAACAACACAAUAUUUUAAUCUACGGGACGCCUACCUAUGUUUACAAAUUUUCUACCUGCGUUCACCACUCGUUCAGCCGUACGAAGUUGUUUCGUAGUUUGCAUGCCGAACGAUUGUGAAUUUGUACUGCAAAGUUAAUGUUUUGCAAACAGUAGGUCUGAAUAACUAAGCCCAAAAGUUAAAAAUUGAUAUUUGAUAGAUGUAACAAAUGUGCAAUAGAACUUGGCAUUAAAAAUUAAAAUUCAUCACCCUGCGCAUCGGAAUGUUUACCCUGUGUCGAUGGCCACCGCGCUCACCAUAGUACCGCUUCGGCGCGCACGCUAACAAGCCGGUGGGUGGGUGGGUGCAUCGAGGGGCCACGGCCGGUCGAGUGACCGAAAGAAUCAGGCGCGCGGGAGAAGACAAGUGUCAAGUUGACUUGUUAGCAAGACGCAACCAGAAAUAUCAACCCAAUCAUUUACAUAAGAGUUAACAAUGAACGCGGGUAUUUUAUUCGCUCGGAUCGCCGUAAAUCAAAACGCAUUUGUUGUCGACGCCUAUUAGUUCAAAACAGUGCGUUUCAAUAUCGAAAACCCGAAAUUCCGGGUACGCUGCUAGGUAGAGUUUGGCGAUGCACGCGUACGACAAGAACGCACGCAAGAUGUAGGAGAGGGAAUACCUCGAAUGCAUCCGAAAAGCAGCGCUUUUCAUUGCUCCACCUUCAGUAGUUCUCGGGUCGCUGUCCGCAUCUGCUAUCGGAAUGCCACCGAAAACCGUGUUUGCCUUUUACAUCAACACUCGCUACAGAGAUGUAAAUCUACGUGUUGCGUGUGCUAUUUACAGACAAACGUAACAGCUUUUGACCCUGAUGAUGUCUCGACAGCAUCAACGAAUCAGCGUGCCUUCGACGUCCGAUCAACAAUAUCUUCAGGGUAGCAAGACCGGUACGUUACCCACGCCGCACAACUUUAAAAAUGCGCCACCUUCACCACAGGACACCAACUAUCACCUGAAAUGCACCGGCUCCAUUCGCGGCAAUCCAUGCCCGCUGGAACAUGACGUAUGCUUCACCGAUGAAGCUUUCACCGAACACAACUACUACGAUUACUAUGACCAAGACGAUCACGGAUAUCAAACUAGCCCUAACAAGUACAAAGACUCGCGGACUGAAUACACCCAGUCAGAUGGCUCGGAUUCUGUAGUGAUGAUACCUUAUUAUGAAUAUGAUGAUACCAGCCGCCGCCAGAGCCGCCAUUAUUCAGAGCGUGCUUCAUUAGCUCGUCAGCCUUCAAUUGUUGAGGGACGCGCACGUGUUUAUCCUAGCGAUGUCGACCGAUUGCCUGAUAGAUUUGCACCCGCAAUGGCAGCUGAUCCACAUACUGCAGGAGGAGUUGGUACGACAGCUAGUUUUGUACGGCGUGCGCAUGGUGGACGCACCUUCUCGCGCAUGUCCACUCGCUCUGUCGAUGAGGCACCCAGCGCUGUAGUUCACGGCUGCGGCGGCAAGUGUCAGACUUUGGAAAACGUCUGUUACUAUUUUCUACAGGUGGCGUUCACGAUGGGUAUUCUCAUCGGUAUUUCGCUCGCCAUUGCCGGCUGGGUGCUGCGCAAAUCAGCGGCGCGUAACCUGCAGGUGCUGCUGUACAUUGGUGCGAUGCUUUCGCUUGUGUGCGCACUCCUGCUGCGCAUUCAAUGCAGUGCCCGAAAGAAUGCUCGACUCAAACGACGCAUCCUGCGCGGCGGUAAACGCGCACACAUUGCCAUGGAGAUGCUGCCAACCCGCGAUGCCGCAUUGCCACUGCCACUGCCACCAGAAGCCGACCACCGCGGCGUGCAGGUGACGCUUGUCCAGCUGCCGAGCGAUACAGGUCCGGUGCUGCAAGUGCAGCGAACCUAUGAUGCGCAUCCCGCGCAGGCGCACGCCGCAGUCGACCAGCAGGGCAUCCCGUGGUGGCGGCGCAAAGACAUGGUGUAAAUUGUAUCUACCGAUACCAAGACUGAAUUCACAGGCCUUAUCUAUUUACAAUUGUAUUUGCGUGUACAUACUUUAUAGUGAAUUUUAUGGACGAUCUACCUCUGUAUUCAAUUAACGGUUUCAACCAUACGGUCGCAUUAUGUACAUAUUGUACAAGCUAACAAAGUAUUACGAUUAAUGUGUUCUAGUCGUUUAGAAAGUACAUUUUUAAUUAGCUAAGCAUUUUAAACUUUUACAUGAUGAAGUAAAAAUAUUUUUUAUAUA
This is a messenger RNA of Dalotia coriaria, 2346 nucleotides long. RefSeq lists its product as uncharacterized. The record is from RefSeq and is a predicted model, not a curated record. Bases 976 to 2082 code for a protein of 368 amino acids. The transcript is spliced from 3 exons. Lineage: Eukaryota; Metazoa; Arthropoda; Insecta; Coleoptera; Staphylinidae.